Messenger RNA from Acanthochromis polyacanthus (spiny chromis), 1532 nucleotides. It is a transcript of the gene casp3b, whose product is annotated as caspase 3, apoptosis-related cysteine peptidase b. Gene Ontology annotation, biological process: proteolysis; keratinocyte differentiation; erythrocyte differentiation. NCBI's taxonomy places the organism in Eukaryota, Metazoa, Chordata, Actinopteri, Pomacentridae. The record is from RefSeq and is a predicted model, not a curated record. Gene Ontology annotation, cellular component: cytoplasm. The transcript is spliced from 7 exons. Bases 118 to 1026 code for a protein of 302 amino acids.
GUUCCUGAUUGGCUGAAAGUUCCAGGCUUGUUCUUUGAACGUUGUGACAUUUCCUUGUAAUAUUCAGGCAGGAGACCUGUUGACACCUGUUUCUGCGACCGUCUUAUCGAAAGGAGAAUGGCUGAUGCCGGUGGUGAUAAUAAUGACGUGCAGAGUGGCGAGGACUCCGUGGACGCCAGACGAUUCUUCUCCAAAAAGCGCGAUGCAGCAAAUGGUAGAACUCCGGAGGAAACGGACUCAGCCCCUCCCACCAAGAGCAGCAGCAGCACAGCUGGUUCUGACCCGUACCGCUACAACAUGAACUACCCCAGCAUCGGAAUCUGUUUGAUCAUCAACAACAAGAACUUCCACAAAAGCACCGGCAUGAAUGAUCGUAGUGGGACAGAUGUUGACGCUGCUUGUGUUGCCAAGACCUUUACUUCUCUGGGUUAUCAGGUCAGAGUGACCAAUGACCAGACUGUGUCUCAGAUGAAAAAGCUGAUGUCACUUGUGUCUGAGGAGGACCACAGUCAGAAGGCAUCAUUUGUCUGCGUGCUGCUCAGCCAUGGAGAUGAGGGAGUGAUUUAUGGCACCGACGGCUGUGAAAAGUUGGACACUAUGAUAAAGUACUUUAAAGGAAAUCGCUGUAGGACUCUGGUGGGGAAACCAAAGCUCUUCUUUAUACAGGCGUGUCGUGGUAGCACCCUGGAUGAUGGAGCGUUUCUUGAGACCGACAGCGUCCCAGAGCAAACAUCAGAGAAGAUUCCUGUGGAGGCAGACUGCUUGUAUGCCUACUCUGCCGCUCCAGGCUACUACUCAUGGAGAAACACCAGCAACGGCUCCUGGUUCAUUCAGUCGCUGUGUGAAGUUUUGCAGGAGUUCAGUGGAAAGCUGGAGCUGAUGCAGCUCAUGACCCGAGUCAACCGCAAGGUGGCGCUGAACUUUGAGUCUGCUUCCAACAUACCUGGAUUCAGUGGCAAGAAGCAAAUCCCCUGCAUUGUCUCAAUGUUGACCAAAGAGUUUUACUUCAUGUUAGAUAAAGAUUAGUCCACUUUUAUCUACGUGUGGGAAGCUGAGUCAGAAGUUGGUGUGCUGGUGAUGCCAGUUUUUCCUGAUUUCUGUUCUCUGGUCACAUGCUAAAGUCUUAAACUGCAUGCUUGAUACACAGCAGGAUAGCGCUCAUUUUAACAUGACCAUAAGGAGCACUAAUUCCGUCAGUAUUAGGAUAAAAGGGAACAGAUCAGUGAGCGUACUGUCUGUUAUUUUAUGAUUUCAAUGGUGGGUUUUUCAGGGAAACUUUUGGUCUGACUUUUCAUGAUGUGUUACAGAAAACACACAAAGAGUUGUUGGGACAUUUUCAGGGAUGCCUUUUUACACUGCUUCACUCAUAAUAAUGUAACUUCUAGGUUUUAGUAGGUAAAUAUGUACUGUACAUUUACGGAUCAAACAAUGAUUAUAACACUCAACACUGGUCUAGUGUUUACUAGUUUUUGAAUGCAAUAAAUGCACAAAGUAUACUGGAGGUAUAAGAAAUAAAUAAUUCAUUAAAACCA